Molecule: messenger RNA, 5013 nt
Organism: Talpa occidentalis (Iberian mole)
Lineage: Eukaryota; Metazoa; Chordata; Mammalia; Eulipotyphla; Talpidae
Gene: CUNH21orf91
Product: chromosome unknown C21orf91 homolog
Exons: 5
Coding region: 70-954 (294 amino acids)
Source: RefSeq, a predicted model, not a curated record
CGCUGCUGCCUCCGCAGCGGCCGGAAACAAUAGUGGCGGAGCCGGGAGCCGCGAGCCGCACGGGGCACUAUGAACGAUGAGGAGCAGUUUGUCAACAUUGAUUUGAAUGAUGACAACGUUUGCAGUGUUUGUAAGCUGGGAACAGACAAAGAAACCCUGUCCUUCUGCCACGUUUGUUUUGAACUAAAUAUUGACGGAGUACCAAAAUCUAAUCUCUUGCACACCAGAUCAUUAAGAGGCCAUAGAGACUGCUUUGAAAAAUUCCAUUUGAUUGCAAAUCAGGAUUGUCCACGAUCUAAGCUUUCAAAAAGUACCUAUGAAGAAGUUAAAACCGUUUUGACUAAGAAGAUAAACUGGAUUGUACAGUAUGCACAAAAUAAGGAUCUGGAUUCAGAAAAUGAGUGUUCUAAAAAUCCCCAGCAUCCCCUCUUUAAUUUCCAGCAUAAACCGGAUAAAAAGUUACUCCCACAGUUUGACUCCCAAGUACCAAAGUAUUCUGCGAAAUGGAUAGCUGGAAGUCCAGGUGGCCUUGCAAACUGCACACAAAGAAUUUUGGAACAGAGAGAGAACACAGACUUUGGACUUUCUGUGUUACAAGAUUCAGGUACCAAUUUAUGCCAUAAAAGUGUAUUGUGGCCACAUAGUCACAACCAGGCACAGAAAAAAGAAGAGACAAUCUCUAAUCCAGAGGCUAAUGUCCAGAUGCAGCACCCACAAUACAGCAGAGAGGAAUUGAACUCGAUGUCUCUUGGUGAGGUAAAGCAGCUGAAUGCAAAGCUCCGACAGCAAAUACAGGAGGUUUUUGAAGAGUUAACACACCAAGUACAAGAAAAAGAUUCUUUGGCCUCAGAGCUCCAUGUCCGCCAUGUUGCCAUCGAACAGCUUCUCAAGAACUAUUCAAAAUUACCAUGCCUGCAAAUGGGAAGGACACCUACCCACAAACAGCCGAACUAAACACACUUACUUCCUAUGCCAUGUCAUGAAUUGGUCUGCCACGUGCAAACUUCAAAGAAGUUGAAGAAAGUUGUGGUCCAUUUUUUAUAGUCAUAAAAUUUACAGAGCUGAAGGUGAUAUUUAGCAUCUUUGUGAAAUAAAACAGACUGUUACUCUCUAGUCUUCUAGGGUUAAUUGUUUUGGUUUAUUUGGGGAAUUUUUCCCAUAAUUACUAAUGGCCCUCCCUAACUUGUACCACAUGUGACUACUUAAAUAUACUGUUACAGUGUAAUUUUAUUAUACAUAUUUUAAUGUAAUUCACCUCUCAAACAAUAGCAAGUUAACAAACUUCUUAAAUUAGUCUGAACUCUAAUGGUAACUUGUAAGAGGGAAAUGAAUUUCAAUAAUAUCACCUUAUUUAUUAUGAACAAUAUUUUACUAUGAAAAUUUUAUAUAUAAAGUGCUAUUUUAGGUAUCUUUCCAUUCUCUUUAUAAAUGUGUAUUUGAAUGGUUCUGUAUAUGUAAAUUUCAUGUGUGAGUAUGUUCACCCAUAUUUUAGAUCACUGCAUUUAUUCUUCUAAUACACCAUUUUUACAAUUAUUGUUAUUUUCCAAAGAUAAAUGUAUUUUGGAAUAAAAAUAUAUCUAGUUGAAUUGUUUUAACCUCUUAAGAAUUCUUAUGAAAGAGGAAUUAACUUUUUAAAGCCCAUAUCCAAGAAAAUAAAAAACAUUAUUUUUUUCUAUCAAAAGCAAUUCUGAAUUAGUUCAGGAAGAAAAUGCUAAUCUAGUUUUUGUGUGUCAACUUGUCCCCAUGGAAUUUUGUAAAAGACUCUUCUACUUCAUUGUUACUUUCAUUCUGAAUGGUUUGUUAGACAGAAUUAAGCCAAUCUUCUUCUACAUCAAAUGUAGUUAUCUACCAUUGCAUUGAAUUUACUGCAAAAUUGUCCUAUCUUUAAAAGAAAGUUAUUCUGUGUACCACUUCAGAUGAAGUUUUAAGAAUCCUUAAACUGUCCAAAUUCUGUUAUCAACAUCAUUGAAGUUAGUGCCCAAAGAAAGCAUUGUGGGGUAUUUUAAUAAACUUUAAAAUCCAGGAGAAAAGAGAAGAUUGCUUGACACAAAAUAAACAAAACUAAUUUUAAAAAUUAUCCCUUAAAAAAUUACCCCUUAUCCUUAUUUAAAAGGAUAGUCUUAAAAGUUGCCUAUGAUGAUUCCAAAGAGUUCUUAACUAAUAAAUGUGUGUCAAACCUCCAGAUAAGUCUUUUAAUGAUGUAUUAUAAUAAAAACUAUCACCGAUGCAGAAUUAAAAUGGGCUCUAAAUUCUGUUUUCAACUGGUGCUUAGAAUGUGUUCAUGAAAUAGAGCCUUUGCUUGAAAGGAUCUACAGAAAAGCCCAUUAACUUAGCAGCUUCAUGCAUAAAGAUAUGAGUGAAUGACUUCUGCCUUAAAUUUGGCAGCCUGCCCUGGCCUGGGUCAGAUUUUAAACUUGAACACAGUUUUUGACUAAGCAAAGAAAUGUCUCAUUCUAGUAGAAAACAAUUUUCUUGUAAUGCCAAAAUGAGUUGGAUUUGCUUAGAUGGGGUGGGGGGGGGGCAGGUGCAGAGGUUUUAACUGAUAUCGCGUUGAUUUUGUUUUCUUUAUAGUAAGACAUAACUGCUUUAUGGAGGGAGCUUUUGAAAGUUGCUUUCAAUUUCUCUGGAUCCUUUACAUUAUCCAAAACGAAUUUAAAAUCCAGGGAGUAGGGAUGCAUUGCCUUAGUUUUGAUAAGCUUUAAAUUGAAUGAGUGCAAUAUCAAAAUCUAUAAAUUUACAAGUUGAAAAAGACAUUUCCUGGUGAUGCCAGUAUCUUAGUGAUUAGUUGUUAAGGUUACAUUUUCAAACUUAACUUUACAUUUGUGGCAUAAUUCACUAAGAAUGUGUGCUAGUACACAUUUCUGCUUCUAUUUAGAUCACUUAGGGACAGCCAUGAACGUUUGGGAUGUGUUGCUUUUGAUACCAGUAAUAACUUAUCUCCCGAAUAUGAGCCAUAUGGUGCAUUCCUGAUACAACAGUGUUAUCCAAAGAAAGUGCUUUUUUCUUAAAGAGCUUCUGGCAAAUAGGUAGUUCUCCUAAUGGACUUGGAACAAUUGGAUAGGCUUGUACAUGUACUUUUGAUUUAUUCCAUUUAAAUAUUCCUACUUAAGCUCUUUGAAGGAAAGGUGCUCUUAAAAAAUGUCUGCUGGUACUCUAGUACUUUAUUCAGAUGAAUAUUCCAGUAAAUUAACUUGUAUUUUGUACAGCAUUUAUCCAAAUAUUUGGUGAAUUUAUAUUCCUUUUUUUCUUAAUUAAAUAUACAAUUGUUGAAUAUUCUAAAAUAUGGGUAAAAGACAGAGUUGAGCUCUUCCUUGAGAGGAAAAAAAAAUACCACAGAUACUGGUUACCAUACUCUGCUGUUCUGUGUAAUUUCAGUGUCAAAAAUGGCAAAAGAGAGACUGCCAUUCAUUCAUUACUAUAAUUAAGGGGAGUGAAAUAAAACAUUUUCUUUUUGCAUUAGAUUUCAUAGACAAGUUGGGUUUAAAAAAUUAGCUUGAAAUCAAAAGUGAUUUUGAUAAACACAAUGUGAUUACACACUCCUUAAAACUUUAAUAUCUGUUCAACCUUUUAAUUAAGCUAACAAUUUCUACUUUGAGGUUAUCAUCCUUUGAUCCUAAUUUUUAAUAGCCAAAUUAGUCUUUUUUAAAAAAGAAGACAUGCACUAAGUAAACACAAAUAGCUGAUGUAGGUAGCAGAAUGUUCCAUUAUAUAGUUUCUUGUGCACAAUGUUGGAGCAGAGAAAUGUUCUUAGUUUUUCAAAGUAUGUACUCAUUUCACCACAAAGUGCCCAUUUUUAUAUACACAUGAGGAUUAUUUUAAGAUAACAAGUUCAUUAUUGUAAAUAGAAAUGGAUUGCUAGGCAUAAGGGUGUAAAGUUUCUUAAUAAAUAUUGCUAUAUAGCUUUUCCAAAAAAUAAAUUUAUGUUGGAAAGUGAUUUCAGAAAUUUAGUCAUACAUAUUUUUCUUUUGUUAGCAUCUUGAGAUUUCUUGUGCAUUGUUCCCUUUACCAUAUUCUCUACCAAUGAAAAAUGGUUUCAAGUUCUUUUUUGUUUAUAUAUUUCUGCUUUGAUGUUUACACUGUUGAAACUUGUCAGUUUUUGCUAGAUUUUAAAAAAUGUUUUGAAUCUAUUUCUGUGUUAAUGUUUACCAGUUUGGGUUUAUUUUGUUUUAGAAGAAAUCUGCUUGUGUUAUUAAUGUUGUAAAUGUAAUACAAAAUGUAUAUGCUCUGAACUUAAGUAGGAAUUUUUAAAGAAUAAUUUGUGUAGCUUAGUAAGAGGGUCAGGUAGUGACUAUAAAACUAGGUUAUAUGACAUGUAGACUUUUAAAUGAUAUAGUGUAAACUUUUGUAGUGUUAUUUUUUCUGACUUAUGAGAGUUUACUGCUGUUACUAUUGCUUAUAAUGAAGUAAGAUAUUUGAGUAUUUUAAGUAUACUUAUGAAAAGUUCCGUAUAAAAUUUUUAAAAAGCUUUUCUUCAGAUGUGUCUAUAAAGCAGAGAUAAUUGAUUUUGUUUCAGAGUUUAAUUGUAUUUGGUGGAAAUAAUUAUUUGAGGAAAUUUGUGGUUGGGUAUUGAGUAUUGGCCUCCAAUUUUCAAAAAAAAAAGUGUUAAUUGAAUUUCCUUCAACUCAACAUUAAUCAAAGGGAAUUUUAGUAAAUGUGUGUUUAUUCCUCAAUAAAUGUAGACAUUGCAUUCUACUGCCUCCAUGUCGGCAGAUUUGAAAUUGCUUAGUAGUGACUUCUGUUAACUGCCAUUCCUGACUUUGCAGUUUGUGUGCUAACCUUUAAAUUUGAGGAGCAUAUCUGUGUUCAUUGAACUUAAUCUCUUUGGUGUUAGAAAUUUAUUUUACAAAAUUGUGCUAAGAUGUUUGGAAAAAGAAAAGCUGCUGUAGGAAAAAAGAAGUUGGUUUUAAAAAGGUUUAAGACUUUAUCUGUUUUCUUUUAAAACUGCAAUAAUUUAUAUAUUUGUAUUGCUCUGCUUUGGAAGUAUAACUACAUAUGCUUGUCGAUUAUUUUUAA